AUGACCGAUUCUUCUAAAUCUGUCAACUUCCGCGAGUUGGCUGUGAUAUCGCGUCGUGAUGCGCUGGUCCGGGAGACCAUGCUUCAGCAGUCCAGGGUGGAGCACCAUAUGCUGCAGAAUCUCCUAUCGCACAGCAACGGCCCAAUCCGAUACAGUACAUACCCAGUCACCGUCGAGAUCAACACGUCUUGCUCUCACCAAAGCGAUGACCACCCUGUAAAGGUGGGCCUGGUUCGUGAGAAACAAUGUGAGAGCAAUUCAUUAAAUGGGCAACCAACAGCCAACGGGCCCAACGAACAUGGUCCUGACACCGAGUACAUCCACGCCAGAUACAUUGUCGGAUGUGACGGCGCCCGUAGCUGGCUGAGGAAGCAACUCGGUGUAGUCCUCGAGGGCGACUUGACGGACUCGGUCUUUGGCGUAGUCGACUUUGUUCCCAAGACCAACUUCCCCGACAUCCGGCGGGCGUGCUUUCUCCGUGCCGCAACCGGCACAAUCCUCAGCGUCCCCCGCAGCAACAAGGAAGUCCGCUUCUACAUCCCCGUCGGCAGCGGUAGCGCCUUGCCCGACCCUAAAGACCUCACCCUGGACCGCGUCCUGGCCGCCGCUCGCAACAUCCUCUCCCCCUACACGCUAGAAGCGGGCGCCGUCUCCUGGUGGUCUGCCUACCGCGUGGGCCAGCGCGUUGGCAGCCACUUCUCGCGCUGCCGCGAGCGCGCCUUCCUCGUCGGCGACGCAGUGCACACGCACUCGCCCAAGGCUGAUGCGGAUGCGGCGUCCCAAGAAGCGCUGCUGCGAACGUACGAGCUGGAACGGAGGCCCGUCGCCCAGGAUCUCAUUGCGUUUGACAGGGGCUAUCUGAAACUGUUUGCUGCGCCGUCGGCCGAGUUUGACUCGGAGAUGCUGCGCGGUCUGAAGUUCAACACGGGGCUGUCAAUUCGAUAUCCCAAGUCCUGUAUCGUGCAGCUGCCUAGGGGCGAUUUUCAGGUGCUCUAUCAGGCGGAUGGCAUUACUGUGCGCAUUCAGAAGAGGAUGCAGGCUACCGGUGCCUUUCGGGUCAUUGUCUUUGCUGGGGACAUUGCCGAUUCCAAUCAGUUUGCCAAGGUACAGAGCCUGGGAGAGUUCCUCUCGGACCGUGGCUCUGGCCUGGGACGGUUGACCCUGCCAUUUGAUGGCGACGAUUUCGCGGCGUGGCGAAAGGUCCCGGUCGAGGAACUUGUCGUGCAUUGUGCUGAUCGGGCGAAGGUGCAGUUGCUCGACAUGCACGAGGUGUAUCGGCCCUGGAGUAGCGACCAGGGGUACGACUACUGGCGGGUGUUUGCUGACGCUGAGAGCGUGUUCGAAGGCCAUGGCAGAGUGUAUGACCGGCUGGAACUAGACGCAAAGAAAGGGUGCUGUGCUGUGAUCAGGCCGGAUGGGUAUGUUGGUGCUGUCAUGAGCGUUGAUGACUUCCAGGGGUUGAGGGAGUACUUCGAAGGGGUAGGGAUGCUGGAGGUGAGGUGUGUCAACGGCAAACCUCAUUGA
Messenger RNA from Parathielavia appendiculata, 1524 nucleotides. Its product is annotated as thioredoxin-like protein. Gene Ontology annotation, molecular function: oxidoreductase activity; FAD binding. The record is from RefSeq and is a predicted model, not a curated record. The transcript has 7 exons. Bases 1 to 1524 code for a protein of 507 amino acids. Lineage: Eukaryota; Fungi; Ascomycota; Sordariomycetes; Sordariales; Chaetomiaceae.